Dothidotthia symphoricarpi CBS 119687 is the source of this 1128-nucleotide messenger RNA. RefSeq lists its product as uncharacterized. Bases 1 to 1128 code for a protein of 375 amino acids. Lineage: Eukaryota; Fungi; Ascomycota; Dothideomycetes; Pleosporales; Dothidotthiaceae. The record is from RefSeq and is a predicted model, not a curated record. Gene Ontology annotation, biological process: regulation of DNA-templated transcription. The transcript has a single exon. Gene Ontology annotation, molecular function: DNA-binding transcription factor activity, RNA polymerase II-specific; zinc ion binding.
AUGGUUCGUUCCCACACGCAAGAGCUGCUCGCUGGACCACGACUGCGCAGUACCUGCGAUCGCUGUCACGCUCAGAAACUGCGUUGCGUAAAAACAGUAGAUCUGCAAAAAUGUCUAAGAUGUGCUAAACACAGAACCUCGUGCACUUUUAGUGCUCGGAGCCAGCGCAAGGUCCGCGAGCCAGAAAGGGAGCACGCCACUGCAGACAGGACAGCACCACUGGCACUUUCCACUAGUCUACUUGUAGACGACUCACCGUGCUCUGUAGCUGGUCUACCAAACACCACUUCGCCUUCUUUCGACAGUUGGACAAUGGACUUCAGUAACCUGUUUCCUACCGAGAGUGUGGGCAGUAUGUCUACAUCGCUCGAGGGGCAAGACACCCAACCGCUUGCAAUCGCCGACGCCAUUCGUGAAUUGGCCAAUCUGAACGUUCGCUUGUAUAAUCAUUUCUGCACACUGCCAGCACCUCUGCAUUCGGAAAACACAGUCCAGACACCCGACUUCUCAGUCAACCGUUUUUUCGCCAUCGACGAAACCUUCACGCUCACAAGAUCCCUCAUCACACUUUUAAAGCGACUUCAACUCUCUCUCGACGACCCUCUAUCUAGUGACGCCUCUAUUGAUCAAGCAACAACCCUACUGAUCUUAUCUUGCUAUCAUCGACUGCUAGACGUAUACGGGUCUAUUGCGAGUAACAUACGAUCGUGUUCGCAGAAUCCCCAGCUGCCAUGGCCCGGCGAGGAGCCGGCGGUCCGCCUUCCUCCACUGCAAAUCGGAUCAUACAUCCCCGCCCAGCUGCAAAACAGCAAGCCGGAGGGAUCGCCUUCUCUAUCGACCGUCUCAAUGCAUAUGAUGGUUAUGCUGACGCUGUCUACGCAGCUCUGCGAACAGCUGCGGGAGAUCAUCACCGGUGGGCUGGAUCAGAUUUAUAGUGAGCAUAUGCCAAGUUUUGGCAUGACCGGUAGCUCUUUGCAUGCGCAUGUGUCGGACAUGAUCAUCCAAAAACCUUCUCGGAUUUUCGACGACAAGGCACGACGGGAUCUCGAUCAGAGAUGGUACACUCUUACGAACCAGUUCUCGAAUGCGAAACAAGCUGUCGUUUUGUUCAGUGCUGCAUCGAUGUAG